AUGGUCCUCUCCCAGGACAGCUCCUCCUCCACUCUGCUGGUGGAGAAAAAGUGUGAUUAUUCUCUAAUCUGCUUCAGAACAGAGUCCACAAAACUGGCAGCAAACCACGUGUUCAAACUGACUGUGAGACCACCCAGCACAGGGAGGGGCGAGCCCUCCUCCAGCCGCUUUUCCUGCUGCCGAGCCUCCCCGCCGUGCCCGCACGGCAGCAAACCGGUUAAGGUCUGUCCGGCUCGGAAUCCCGCCCAGGUUUUGGCUCGCCCUCGCCGCGGGCGGGUGCCCCUGGCCGGCCGGGCGGGCGGUGCGGUGCGGGGCUGGGCCGCGCUGCCGCUGCCGCUGCCGGUGCCGGUGCCGAUAGCGGGGCCGCUGCCGGGGCUGGCCAUGCGGGUGCCGCUGCCGGCGCUGCUGGGCGGCUCGGCGCUGCUGCUGCUGCUGCUGCGAUGGCGGCGGCGCCGGGCGCUCUGGAGGAAGGUGGCGCUGGCGCAGGAGCGGCAGGAGCGCAGCCUGGUGCGGAUGGAGGCGGCGGCGCAGCGCUUUCGGGAGCAGCAUCCUUCUGUGAACCCGGUCUCCAUCCUGUCUCUGCCGUUGCCGGAGCUCUCCAAGAAGCUCCGAGAUGGCUCCCUGCCUCCAGACCACGUCUUCUAUGCCUAUGUGGGCAAGGCCCUCCAAAUUGCCACAGAAACCAACUGCAUCACGGAGUUUCUGCAGGAAAGCGAGAGCCAGCUGCGCAAAGUCAAGCUGAUGGAGAGACAGGGUCUGCUCUAUGGGGUGCCUGUCAGCAUCAAAGACUCCAUCGACUGCCAGGGUCAUGAUUCCACGUUGGGGUUCAUAAAACACCUCAAUAAACCUGCAGCAGAGGACAGCGUGGUGGUGCAGGUGCUCAAGAGACAGGGGGCAAUUCCAUUUGUCAAAACCAAUGUUCCCCAGUCCCUCAUCAGCUAUGACUGCAACAACUUAAUCUUUGGUCAGACCCGCAACCCUCUGCUGUACACCCGGAGCCCCGGGGGCUCCUCAGGUGGAGAAGGAGCACUUGUAGGAGGUGGUGGGUCCAUCCUGGGCAUUGGGACAGAUGUAGGAGGGAGCCUACGUUUUCCUGCUGCCUUCUGUGGGAUCUGUGCAAUCAAACCCACAGGGAACAGGCUCAGCAAAAGAGGAGUAAUGUCUGGGAUCGUUGGGCAGAAGGCAGUGGCUGCAGCAGUGGGGCCGAUGGCCAAGGACGUGGAGAGCCUGGCGCUGUGCCUGCGGGCGCUGCUGUGCGAGGACAUGUUCAGCCUGGACAGCACAGUGCCGCCCCUGCCCUUCAACCAGGAGGUGUACUCCAGCACGCAGCCCCUCCGCAUCGGCUACUACGAGACGGAUUUCUUCACCAUGCCCAGCCCGGCCAUGAGGCGCGCGGUCCGUGAGACCAAGCAGCUCCUGGAGGAGGCUGGCCACACGCUGGUGCCCUUCGAACUCACAAAUGUGGACCACGUGGUCUUUAACUACUGUGUCAGGGGGAUGUUCACCGAUGGAGGCAGGUCCUUUGUCAAGAACUUCAAAGGGGAGUUGGAGAAAGGCGGCUCUGCGCUGUUCCUCUCGCUGGCAAAGGCACCUCACUGGCUGAAAACCCUCCUCUGCUGGAUUUCCAAACCUUUCGUGCCUCGACUUUCAAGUAUCAUAAGAAGUAUGGAAGAAAACACAGUGGAUGAAGUCUGGAAUCUUCAUCAAGAAAUUGAGGACUUUCGGCACCAGUUCAUUGCCCAGUGGAACAAGCUGAAUCUGGAUGUGAUGCUUUGCCCCAUGCUGGGCCCAGCUUUUGGCAUUGGCUACCCUGCAAAGCUCUCAGUGGCAGUCAGCUACACCAUGCUGUACAACGCCCUGGACUUCCCUGCCGGCGUUGUGCCCGUCACGCUGGUGACGGACGAGGACGAGGAGCAGCUGAAGGGCUACAGGGGCUACUACCGGGACUGGUGGGACCGCACCCUGCCCAAGGCGUUCCGCGGCGGUGUGGGGAUGCCCGUGGCCGUGCAGUGCGUGGCUCUGCCCUGGCAGGAGGAGCUGUGCCUGCGCUUCAUGAAGGAGGUGGAGACCCUCAGCCUGAAGAAGAACAGUUUCUUCUGAGCCCCCAGCCUCAGCUGGAGCAGGAGCCCAGCUAAGAGCAGCUGACCCACAGGACUGUGGUUCUGCUCAGUGAUGCCUGGGCUGGCUGCUAGCUUUGGGAGCAAGGGGAAAGCUCUGAUGUGGUGGAGCUCUUCCAAUCAUUGUCCUAACACAGUAAUUUUUAUUAUCUGA
Molecule: messenger RNA, 2271 nt
Organism: Oenanthe melanoleuca
Lineage: Eukaryota; Metazoa; Chordata; Aves; Passeriformes; Muscicapidae
Product: fatty-acid amide hydrolase 1-like
Exons: 16
Coding region: 1-2100 (699 amino acids)
Biological process (GO): fatty acid catabolic process
Molecular function (GO): fatty acid amide hydrolase activity; amidase activity
Source: RefSeq, a predicted model, not a curated record